AUGAAACUGAGGCCAGCCAAGUGUGGCGCUUUGCUCAAAGGCAAGGAUGUCAUGGAAGUAGAAAACGUAGAGCAUCUGAGCCUCAGCCUCAACUGCCAGCUUGCGAGCGGCGCCCGUCAGUCCCGCCUCCAUGGAUCCGCCCGGGGGCACCUACUGCUGAGAAACGAAUGCUUGCGGGUCCCUGAGCCCGGGUGCACCCGGCCGCCGCCCCGAGAGUCCCGCGGGCCGGGCCGCCUGCCCACAGCGCUCGCCGUCGGGCGAGGGCUCCGCCGCCGCCACGCCCCGCGCCCGCGCCCCAGCCGCCCCAUGCUGGUGCACACUUACUCCGCCAUGGAGCGCCCCGACGGGCUGGGCGCAGCGGGCCCCCGUGAACCUCUUUCGGUUCUGCCGGAAACCUCCUUUACACGAGGCCUUCCCUUUUGUCACACGCCGCCCCAGCCCGGUUUUCAGCCACCCUUCUUCCCGCCGCCCUACCCGCAACCGCCGCUGCCCUACGGCCAAGCGCCCGACGACGCGCCGCGGUUUCCUCACCUGGCCGAAAACCAUACGGCGGCCCGGCCGCCGUGGGCAACCGCAGCCCCCGCAACCCCCCUUGGGGCGCGGCCCCGCGCCACCGCCCGCGCCCACGAUGAGCCGCCCGGCUUGCUGGCGCCGCCUGCCCGGGCCCUGGGCCUCGACCCGCGCCGCGACUACGCCGCCGCUGUGCCCAGGCUCCUGCACGGCCUGGCCGACGGCGCGCACGGCCUGGCUGACGCGCCCCUCGGCCUUCCGGGGCUGGCAGCUCCGCCUGGCCUGGAGGACCUGCAGGCCGUGGACGAGCCGGGAAUGAGCCUCCUGGACCAGUCGGUGAUCAAAAAAGUCCCCAUUCCCUCCAAAGCCAGCAGCCUUUCGGCCAUCUCACUGGCCAAAGACAGCCUGGUUGGCGGCAUCACCAACCCCAGUGAGGUCUUCUGCUCCGUGCCUGGUCGGCUCUCGCUGCUCAGCUCGACGUCCAAGUACAAGGUGACGGUGGGGGAGGUGCAGCGGCGACUCUCACCUCCCGAGUGCCUCAACGCUUCCCUCCUGGGAGGUGUCCUCCGCAGGGCCAAGUCCAAGAAUGGGGGCCGGUGCCUGCGGGAACAGCUAGAGAAGAUUGGGCUCAACCUGCCUGCUGGCCGUCGCAAGGCUGCCAACGUGACCUUGCUUACCUCGUUGGUAGAAGGAGAGGCUGUGCACCUGGCCCGAGACUUCAGCUACGUCUGUGAGACGGAGUUCCCAGCCAAGGCAGCCGCUGAGUACCUGUGCCGACAGCAUGCCGACCCCGGGGGACUGCACAGCCGCAAGAGCAUGCUGCUGGCUGCCAAGCAGAUCUGCAAGGAGUUUGCAGACUUGAUGGCACAGGACCGCUCACCAUUGGGCAACAGCCACCCAGCACUCAUCCUGGAACCCGGAGUCCAGAGCUGCCUGACCCACUUUAGCCUCAUCACCCACGGCUUUGGCGGGCCCGCCAUCUGUGCUGCCCUAACUGCCUUCCAGAACUACUUGCUGGAGUCACUCAAGGGGCUGGACAAGAUGUUUCUAAGCAGUGCGAGCAGUGGGCAGGGUGAAAGCAAGGCUUCGGAGAAGGACGCCAAGCAUCGGAAAUAACCGCUUUCCCUGCCCCAUCCCUAGGGGGCUCCCAAGGCCAGAAAAGAGUCUCAGCUCCUGAGGGUGGACCUGAAAAGACUAAAAGGUGGGAUUCAAGUCAGGCAUUCGUCCACAGAGUCAGAGAUCUGUGCUGGAUCAAGGGAGGGUGGCCUCUGUCGGCAUUUCUUGCUAAGUUAAGGCCCAGGUGUCUAUCUCAUGUGUGCAAUUUUCUCUCCCUUGAUGGCUGAGAAGGGCUUGGACAAGAAAUUGUGAAAACUCUGGCUCCCGGAGCAGAGUCCUUCCCACUGGGAUGCCUGCGCAGCAGUGGGUACGCCUAGGGGCUGACACCUUCCUGUUUUUUAUUGAUGGCAGGAGGGAGCUGUUAACAAAACAGAGGUGCUGAGGAGCUGGCGCCCCUUCUCCCAGAAUCUCCUACCCACAGAAAAUGGUGCUGGCAGGAGAGCCCAGUGGGCUUUUUGGGCCUUUCCCACAUGUGGAGAAAAGCAGGCAGGAGGGGCCCUCAAGGAACAAAGAACAUAAAGCACAAAUUGCAGAACCUGAAUCCAGGCUGCUCAUCUUGGUACUACUGCUGUCUGUCCUAUUUAUUUAUGUAUGUUGUCAUUAAAUUUGAAAGUUUAAAGAUGUCCAGUGCGACUUAUUUAUCACAGUCAGUGGGGACUUAUUUCACUGUUUUUGGCUGGACCAGGAGGGAGGGGGUGCUUUUGCUUGCAGAGGCGUUGGGGUGGCCCUGGAAGGAUGAUGGGUGUGUCAGGUACCCAAAGACUGUCACUAGGGGUGUGUCAGGCACCCCGAGGCUGUCACUGGGAUUUUGUAUUUGCUGUGGUUUCUCUUGCCCUGCAGGUGAUGUGCCUCCCUAGCUCUCAUGUCGCUUUCUCGUUCUCUUAAUAAAACUUUUUCAUAUGGA
This is a messenger RNA of Oryctolagus cuniculus (rabbit), 2530 nucleotides long. It is a transcript of the gene TFAP2E, whose product is annotated as transcription factor AP-2 epsilon. Gene Ontology annotation, cellular component: nucleus. Gene Ontology annotation, molecular function: RNA polymerase II transcription regulatory region sequence-specific DNA binding; DNA-binding transcription factor activity, RNA polymerase II-specific. Lineage: Eukaryota; Metazoa; Chordata; Mammalia; Lagomorpha; Leporidae. Gene Ontology annotation, biological process: anatomical structure development; regulation of cell population proliferation; regulation of transcription by RNA polymerase II. The record is from RefSeq and is a predicted model, not a curated record.